UGCAACGUCACGUUUGUAUGCGGAAGUGGUCACAGCUGAAGUCGCGCUGGUGAAUUUUCACCAGUAUUUUUUAGUUUUAGUUUUUUUGGGGGGUCAGAAACUACUCACAGUUUGAUUGUUCAAAAUGCUGAAGGCGGUUAUUUUAAUAGGCGGGCCUCAGAAAGGCACAAGGUUUAGGCCGCUGUCAUUUGAAGUUCCCAAACCCUUGUUUCCAAUCGCCGGUGUGCCCAUGUUGCAGCAUCACAUCGAAGCCUGUGCCAAGGUACCAAAUAUGAAGGAGAUACUACUCAUUGGGUUUUACCAGCCUAAUGAUGAACUCACCAGAUUCCUUUUCAAUGCUCAACAGGAAUUUAAAAUUUCCAUCAGGUAUUUACAGGAAUAUGCGGCCCUGGGUACUGGAGGAGGCAUCUAUCACUUCCGAGAUCAAAUCAUCGCCGGUGGUCCCCAGGCUUUCUUUGUUUUUAACGCUGAUGUGUGCUCAGCCUUUCCUCUGACAGAGAUGCUCAGCUUCCAGAAAGAACACGGAGAACCAAACAGCUUUGUUAUACUGGGAACGACGGCAAACAGAAAACAAUCCCUGAAUUACGGCUGCAUAGUUGAAAAUGAGGAAACAAAUGAGGUUUUGCAUUAUGUGGAAAAGCCCAGCACAUUUGUGAGCGACAUCAUCAACUGUGGUAUCUACCUCUUUAACCCAGAGAUUUUCCAGCAUAUUGGAGCAGUUUUCCAAAAAAAUCAACAAGACAUGAUGCUAGAGGAGACGAACAAUGGUUGGCACAGAGCAGAAGCCAUCAGGCUGGAGCAGGACAUCUUCACUGCCCUUGCUGGACAUGGCAAACUCUACGUUUAUAAAACACUCAGAUUCUGGAGCCAGAUCAAAUCGGCAGGGUCUGCAAUUUAUGCAAGCCGCUUGUACCUCAACCAAUAUCACAAAAGUCAUCCGGAAAGGCUGGCUUCAAAUAAAGAUGGCGGCCCUAAAAUAAGAGGAAAUGUUUAUAUUCAUGCUACUGCCAACAUUGACCCCACCGCUGUAUUGGGUCCUAACGUCUCCAUUGGUACUGGAGUUACUAUUGGUGCCGGGGUUAGAGUGCGGGAAUCCAUUAUCCUUCAUGGAGCAACUCUGCAGGACCACUGCUGUGUCCUGAACAGCGUUGUAGGAUGGGAUAGCACGAUUGGCAAAUGGGCACGAGUUGAAGGAACUCCCAGUGACCCAAACCCCAAUGACCCAUACGCAAAGAUUGACAGUGAGACCCUCUUCAGGGAAGGAAAGCUCACCCCAUCCAUUACUAUUCUUGGUUGUAAUGUGUCCAUACCCAGAGAGGUGAUAAUCCUCAACUCUAUUGUCCUGCCACACAAAGACCUCAACCGCAGCUUCAAGAACCAAAUUAUUCUCUAGCUAAUCUUCCUCACACUGUUUCCCCCGCACUCUCAGUUGCAAGGGAUACACACAACGCACCUGAGUUACUGUAUAUAAGAUGUCAGGAGCGACGAUACGGGACAUUCAUUAAGCUGCUUUGAAAGGUAGAUUUUUAUGUAUUUGUCCUCAAGGCUUUACGCGUCAUUGGGUGUCAGUGGUAUUAGGAAGAGCAAUCAUACUUGUUGAUUCACCUUGAAAAGUGCUGUAAGUGCCAGACUUAAUAACUUUACCGAAAUGUUAAAUUACCGGCAGUGCAAGAGUAAUAUACUGUAUCAUAUUUGGUGGAUGUUAAUAUGACGUAUAAAGGGAUUUAUAGAGGAACACAUUUUUUCCUCAAGGAUUAACAGUAAUUGUAAGUGAAUAAAAAUUGACUAGUGGUUAAAAAUUAGAUCUCGUUAUUUGCGUGGCACUUUGAAACAAUUUAGUCGUACGAGUGUCAGUAAAAGCUGACUACCAGCGAAAUUAAUCAGCGAUUUGGUAUUUACAUUGCAAUCAAGUUGGAUAGUUUUCUUUCCGUGUGCAUGCAUAGCGGGGAGGGGGGGGGGGGGCAGACUGUUCGACUGUUCAUAAAAUCAACAGAACACGGUUAAAUCGAGCAUUUGCAUUCACUAGAUGAACCGUACCCAUUGGCGGAUACGGCAUAUUAGCAUUUACUUAAUAAGCUCCUCAACCGUCAUUAUCAACUGUGCACUUUCAAUUUCAAUUAUUGCGGCAUUAGGAAGAAAUGUAAAAUUCAGAUAAUGGAGCCAAAUCCCAUUUCCACUUUAAGUUGGGAUGGUUGCAUAGAACAAAUUAAAACAGAAUAUAAUGUGCAAAUCCUUUUAAAGCGAUGUACACUGCUAAUUCCAGAUAUUUCUUUUUCAAAUUGGGAAACUGUAAUGUUUUUUUUGUUUGUUGUUGUUGCAAAUAUUCUUUUAUUUUAAAUUCAAUAUGCCGGUAACUUGACGGAAUCCCUCCCACCCUCCAAAAAAACAAAAGAAAUUUCAAGGGAAAAAAAAUGCUGUUUCUUUUGCUGUAAAGGUAAAAAAAAAUACUAAAUGACAUUUUAAUAUCAAAAGUGUUGUUGUAUGCAAGGCCCCCUCUGUUCUGUCUGUAAUAUCUUUGUUAUAAGCAUUGUGGCACCCAAAAGGAAGCUAUUUUACUCAUUAUUAAUAUAAGAAUUAAUUGGCGAGUUAAUCAUUUACCCAUCCGAGCAUCAUAAUCAACAUGGGCUACACACAAAAAAAAAAAAUCAUAUCUGCUGCUCCUAAUUACAUUACUAGUGUUUUUUUUUUCAAUUGCACGGCUAGUUUAGUGACUUGCACAUGCAAUUUAGGUGGCAUCCUCGUCAUCAUGAUUUAAAUGCGCUUCUUCUGGGGCCAAAGUUAGCAAUCAAGACUUCUGUACUCCACAGAAGUUCACUGCGAAGAUUUGUUUUUCGCUUGGACUAAAUGCGGUUUACAAAGGGUUUUAUGUAGUCUUUUGGGAGUUUUUUCUUUCUUUCUUUACAAUGGGAACUACGCUCAGUAGUAUCAGGGAAGGACAACCUGUCCAACACAAUUACUGUAUGUCAGUAAAAUAGGUCAGAAGAACUGCACAUCACAACCUUGCAGGUGAACGUAUCAAAGUGGGAAUCAUUGAGGGCGCAGCUACCUUAUGUGCAACGUAGCAUCAACCCAUUUCCUGUAGCGCUUGUGCUCAUUAAGGUCGCAGGAGAGGUGUAGCCUGUACCAGCUGACUUAGAUUGGGAAGCGGGGUACACCAUGAACUGCUGACCAGCUCAUCGCAAGGUACAAUUGCUAAUUUGCAGACCAUUAUUAAUGCAUGUCUCACAAAAACAAAAGUAUACAAAGCUCGUAAGGACCAAGGCCGGGCGAGAAUCGCAAAGCAAAAUGUUUAUAAUUGUCUGAAUGUUUAAAAUGUAAGUAAACUACAAACUGUGAUCCCGAAAUGUAAAUAAACUCAUAUUACAUACCUUUAAAAAAUGAAUUAGAGAUUGUCUAAUGGAAAAAAAAACGUUUGAAGAAGUGCACAUAUUUUGCCCUCACAAUAUUAAUUGUCAGGCAAUAAAGAAAUCUGCCAUUUAUUUGAGUUUGGCUUUGUCUUAAUGGUCAGUCAGAAGACCAAAAGACAAAGACCAUCUUCUUCCACUCACAACCCAGGCAAAUCUUAGAACCUUUUUAACAUGCAAAUGUAUCCAUUCGUCAAACUUCCUCGUCGCUAUUUGCGACUUUCCUAUUAGCCGUGGUUUCGGCGCCAUCUUGUGGUAUCCUUGGGAAUUCCAUGAAUAGCAAAGUUUUUCUGUGACUAGCUGAAAAACUGUGCCAAACAAAUAUGAGCGUUCAUCUGCGAUGACACGCUGUGGCAACCCCUGAUGGGACAAGCCGAAAGAAAGAAAGAAAUUUGAGAAAAGCUUCCACAGAAAAGAAAUGUGAAUUGAUGACACAAAUCAAUGUUUAAUG
This is a messenger RNA of Syngnathoides biaculeatus (alligator pipefish), 3855 nucleotides long. RefSeq names its product GDP-mannose pyrophosphorylase Aa (gene gmppaa). The record is from RefSeq and is a predicted model, not a curated record. Gene Ontology annotation, molecular function: transferase activity. The transcript has 12 exons. Gene Ontology annotation, cellular component: cytoplasm. Gene Ontology annotation, biological process: biosynthetic process. Lineage: Eukaryota; Metazoa; Chordata; Actinopteri; Syngnathiformes; Syngnathidae. The coding region runs from base 125 to 1393 and encodes 422 amino acids.